Lathyrus sativus (Indian pea) is the source of this 1134-nucleotide messenger RNA. The record is from the annotation of a GenBank genome assembly. Lineage: Eukaryota; Viridiplantae; Streptophyta; Magnoliopsida; Fabales; Fabaceae.
AUGGACGACAUGGAAGAUGACGCUAGGUACCCAUCUAAGGGAUACCCAUUGAGACGCAAAAACCCUAAUCUUCGUCAAAAACACCCAAUUCGUAACUUACAAUAUCAUCGCUAUGAUGAUCCCGAAGAUAACAACAUCGACGAUGAUUACGAAGAUGAAGAACCCGAAGAAUUCGGCGAUUACAGCAUAGGUGAAGGCGGAAUUGAAAAUGGGUACGUUGGCAAUUUUGAAGGAAACGAAGGGUUCAUUAGGAAGAAGAGAAAAUUACGAAGCGGUGGUAGUGGCAGUGGUGGUGGCGGUGGUGGUUCUUCUGUUUCAAACUAUGAAUUGGUUCCACGUGGCAAAUUCUCGUAUGUUAAUCGCAGUGGUGGUGGUUCUUCUUCUGGUUCUGAGGAAUGGACAGAACAUGCGACUUUUGUGUUGGUGGAGAUUUGGGGGGAAAAGUUUCUUCAAAUUGGGAGAAACAGUUUGAGAUCGGAGGAAUGGCACGAGGUUUCUGAGAAAGUUUCGGAAGAGUUAAAAGUCGAAAGGGAUGUUGCACAGUGUAGGGGUGUUUUGGAUAAGGUGAAAAGAAGGUACAAGAAAGAGAAAAGUAGAAUGGAUGAAAUGGGUUUGGGUGUGAAUUCUUGCAAGUGGCCAUUUUUCAAGAGGAUGGAUAUGUUGAUGUCUUCGUCUGCAAGACAAGAGUAUGGACUUGCCUGCGGGGUUGAUUCGGGCGAGUAUGUGUUUAUGAAUACAAGGGUUUAUUUGAAUAGGUCUAAUGGUUUUGAUGAAAUGAUGGAUAGUCCUGGCGAGUCCGAGACUUCGGAGGAUGAUCAUGAAGACGAUGAUUUUGAUGGGGAUGAUGAUGAGGAGGAAGAUGAGGUGGAUAAGGAAGAGGAGGAGGCUUCAUAUAGGGUGUUGGCUGAUUCUAUUCAGAAGUUUGGGAAGAUAUACGAGAAGAUUGAGAAUACAAAGAGGCAACAAAUGAUGGAGUUGGAGAAGAUGAGGGUGGAUUUCAAUAAGGAAUUGGAGUUGCAGAAGAAGCAGAUUUUGGAAAGGGCUCAGGAUGAAAUAUCGAAAAUACAGGUAGGAGAUGAUGGUGAUGAGGAGGAAGAAGACACCGAUACUUCUGGGGAUAAUCUCAGUGAAUAA